Symbiodinium pilosum is the source of this 819-nucleotide messenger RNA. The record is from the annotation of a GenBank genome assembly. Lineage: Eukaryota; Dinophyceae; Suessiales; Symbiodiniaceae.
AUGGGCAUUCAAGGGCUACUGAAGGCCUUGGAGAAUGUGCAGCGAGACUGCCAUGUGAAGGAGUUUGCUGGCAAAACGGCAGCCAUUGAUGCUCACGGCUGGCUGCAUGCUGCUUUGGCAGGAAGUGCUUUGGACGUAGAGCUGGACAUCGACGCACAGGCCCACGUCCGCUACUGUGCCAGACGCAUUUCAAUGUUGCGCAAAUGGGGUGUGGAGCCAGUCUUCGUAUUUGACGGGGCGCCGCUGCCAGCAAAGAUGACACUGUUGCAAGAGCGACGUCAGCGUAGGGAGGUCAUGCGCCGAGAAGGGGAGCUACGGCUCAGCGAAGGAGAUCUGGAGCAGGCGAAGUCUUGUCUCGCCCAGGCGGUGGAGAUUACGGAGGACCAAAUCGAUGAUGUCGUGCGCCUUCUUGCCACCCAAGAAGUCAAGUAUAUCCAUGCACCAUUCGAAGCAGAUGCGCAAAUGGUGUAUUUGGCUUGGCAUGGUCAUGUCGAUUUCUGUAUCUCCGAAGACAGUGACCUCCUCGCCUUGGGCUGUCCGCAAGUCCUGUACAAGCUCCGAGCUGAUGGGUUUGGCAGGGAAAUCCUGUUACAAGACGCUCUGAAUGGCUUCAGCUUGGAGGACUUCCAGGCGGUUUGUGUCUUGAUGGGUUGUGAUUAUUUGCCGCGUUUGCAUGGCGUGGGGCCUGCACUUGCCCUUCGAGUGGUGAUGUCACGGGGCUGCGAGCCAGAGGCUUUAGUCAAGGCAACUUGGCAGGUUUUGUGGGGUGCAUUGGAGGGUGGUUUGGUUUUUGUGUUUUUUUUCUUUUGGGGGAGCUGA